UUGGUUAGGGUUAGGCACGAGAGCCAAUAAGAGACAGCGUCCUUUCUUCUGAUGUCACUUCCGUGUCAAGAACUAAAUAAAUUGUGUAAGGUAAAAACAGAAAAACGAUAUAUCCAUGGAUUGCUCAGUGCUCUCUGGACGCCCGCUUUACACUUCUAUUCAAUGGAUAAUCAACGCAUUAUUUAUUACACUCAAGAUAUUCUACUUAUAUUUCGGUUGCUGCCAGCACGAUCCAGCAGAGACAGUUCAGAGGAUCUAUUGUGGGGCCAUAGACAUGCCCAGUCUGCGACAGUACAAAUGGAACGCACUGACAUGACAUGGCAAGACCACUGACUGGUCUUGUACAUCAUAGGCGUACAUGUAUAUCAACCCAGUCUCGUGGCAGUUCGUGUGUAUAUCGUAGUAUAUAUCUAUGGUAGAAAGAGACACAAUUCAUCAUGGCAUACAUCUUGCCCUCAGUAGGCUUCAGCUAACGGCUAACGACAACAACAACUUAGUUCGACGCGGAUACAUGGAAAAGAAAAUUAAGCAGUGCUGAAGGCGAUACGAUGUUGGAAUGCUCCACCGGUAUCCAAGUGGAGCCACGAAAUUAAAACAUUGAAGCCAAGCUACAUAUCACGGUCUAAGGAUCAAAUGAGGUUGCACGUCAUCAAACAACAGUAGAGGAAGCCUGUGGGGUGUAUAUAUGUGAGAGACAAAGACAGUAUACAAUCAGUGUGGCAGAAUGAAGAACCUCUGUUGGUCCACACUGUUGCUCUGCGUUUUUGCCAAUGCAGAGAAUAAUGCAGUGUGGCGAGAGGCUGGCAAGAACGUCACCUUAAAGUGUUCCUCCGCUGGAUGUCCCCGCAGCAUUGAAGGGUCUGAUGGGAUGUAUCUGUAUCACAGUCAAGAUCAAGAUCAUAAGCAGCAGAAAGAGGUGCUUUACUAUCACCCCUAUCCAGGAUCAACUGACAAAAUAACCCCGCGAACUGGAUACACAGGCAGGAUUGAGACAAAAGGAUCAUUGUCGAACCACAACAUCACCAUCAGCAACCUGACCGUGAACGACUCUGGUUUCUACAGUUGUGUCUACAUCAACAAUGUUCAUGUCCCAUGCAGCACCUACACACUUUUUAUAAGCGGGGUGGUACCAUGUUCCACAGCAGCAGCAGAAGUGUCUCGUGUCCCUGUCAAUGAGAAAAGUCUACCUCUGGUCCUAAUCAUUAUCGCCGCCUGCACCGUCAGCACCCUAGUAACUGUGAUGUUGAUCCUGCUGAUAGUCCCGAGGGUGAAACGAUGGACUAGCAGAAGAAGAAGAAGAACGAGUGUUUCGCAAGUCUCCAGUGAUUAUGUGUAUGAAGUUAUGAACGGCUUUCGCCAUGCUCAAAAGCAGUCGCCGCCAAACCCUUAGGAUUGUGCUUAGUAUUGCUUGGCAUAAAAAAUGAUUGGCUUGGUGGCCGUCUUCUUCUUGAGGGUUGGUUUACGUGUUUGACUGUUUGUGAUUUUAAUCAACACAUCAGACAAAAUGUAAAAUACAUGUUUAACAGCUAAAAAUGGGGUAUUAAAUCUCCAAAAUCUUUCAUUGCUGUGAAAUAUAGCUUUUUUGGCUAUAUUUGACUGAUUGAUCAAAAGUAAUACAUGCUUAAAUAAUGUUCUUCAUGUGUCAUACCGUAUUAAAAUGGUUUAUUAACUCACAUAAUUAAUCCUCACAUAACUACGACACCGUGAGGCAUUACUGGAAAUUGUGUGGGCUUGCAGGGGCUUAUGCUCUAUAAAAAAUACAAAUAAAAUGUUUGCGAGAAACAAAACAGAGAGCUAAAACUAGGCUAUAUGAUGAGCAAGUAAGAGAUGCAACACUGGUGCAGGAGGCUGAAAUCACACCGGUCUGAUCAGUCAGAUUAUUGAUUGGAUUAGAUUUGCCAUAAGACACAAUAUGUGGCUAUAUUUUUGAAGGUUGUUUAUGACAGCUGUGAGGAAGUACAAACCACAUACUUAAGAGGAUGGGGUAGGUGUAAAUGUGUGGGUGGUUUGCAUGUCUAAGUUCUCACACAAUAUUUAUAUUAAUACAAAUCUAAUGUAACCAUAUAUUCAUAAUGGAGUUAAUUAGGCAUGAUUAUGUUAAAUGGAAAACAGAAAAACGAGAGUGAUGAUGGUAAAAAAGGUGGUGAUGAUAAUUGUUACUGUAAAUUAAAAGCUAUUAGUAAGGCAAUUAAUGUUUUAAUUUAUUGUGAUAAUUCUUGUUUCUGGUUCAGUGUUUUUGCUUUUAUAGUUUUUUCUUGUGCAUAUAAGGCAUAUACUACUGUAUAUAAUGCAACAUUUGUGCUGUAAAUUCAUCUAAUGUACUUCACGUGACAUUUAGGCCUAUUCUGUGGUAUUUAUACCUUCAGCCUUUGACACCAAUAACAUGGUGGGAUUUUGUGAGAGUGUUGGUCUUUAGAGGAAUACAUACUGAAAGAUGGUUACAGCUGUGACACCUUUUACCGCAGUUCAAAACCACCCAUUUGCAGACUUUUUUUUAUUUGGUCUGUGUUCUCCAGAAGCUGUCUGCUGUCUAUCCUCUGCUUGUUGUUACUUAUCUGUUUUUUACUACUGCCUCCUUUGUCUUGAUUCAUUGAUUUUAUUUGAUGAUUAGAUGACCCUCUUUUGAAUUGAUAUGCUUCCUGAAAUGAUCAUGUUUAACAUGUACAUGUAAGGAGUUUUAAACAAUGACCCCUUAAAUUCCUUUUUUUUCUUUUUGUAAUUAAAGAGCUGACAUACAAGGAGGUGGCAAACUAA
Perca fluviatilis (European perch) is the source of this 2754-nucleotide messenger RNA. RefSeq lists its product as uncharacterized. Bases 725 to 1390 code for a protein of 221 amino acids. The transcript has 5 exons. Gene Ontology annotation, cellular component: membrane. NCBI's taxonomy places the organism in Eukaryota, Metazoa, Chordata, Actinopteri, Perciformes, Percidae. Gene Ontology annotation, biological process: adaptive immune response. Gene Ontology annotation, molecular function: signaling receptor activity. The record is from RefSeq and is a predicted model, not a curated record.